This is a messenger RNA of Oryzias melastigma (Indian medaka), 2059 nucleotides long. Its product is annotated as C-type lectin domain family 4 member M. The transcript is spliced from 7 exons. The record is from RefSeq and is a predicted model, not a curated record. Lineage: Eukaryota; Metazoa; Chordata; Actinopteri; Beloniformes; Adrianichthyidae. Bases 147 to 1538 code for a protein of 463 amino acids.
UACUGAGGAAGGAAGUUGAGAUGGUUUAUAUCGACCAGGCAUCACUCUUCCCCAGACUGAGUGCGAACCAACACACAGGACAGUUUGACGUCUUUUGAUUAAAACUAGACAAAAAGGAGCAUCUACUAUCUGCAGAAUCACAGGUAAUGGCGGUCGAGUACCACGUCUCUCAAAUGACAAACAUGGAUGUUGAUGACAGUCAAAUUGCCUACAAGAAACUCUUUUCGGAUGCCAGGAAUAUUCGUUUUUCAGUUUAUGCACUGAGGAACAACCCUUUCAAGGUUGCCUCAAUCUGCUUCGGGCUGCUUUGUGUUCUCCUGUUAGCUUGCUUCAUUGGAACAAAAGUGCACUACUCAAAUGUAAUAGGAAAGCAAGAGAGCGAAGUGAAAUCCCUGACCACAGACAAAGAAAAACUGCAACAAAACCUGAAGACACUGCAACAAGACAAAUGGAACCUGGAAAAGACCCGCAAUCAGUUACAGGAAAUCAGAGAUAGGUCAGCUAAGACAAUUGACCAACAGUCUUCCAAUAUUAAUACACUUAGUGAUGAAUUAUUCGAGCUUAAAAACAAACACAAACAGUUGGAGAAUACAAACUCUGCUACAAACAAGGAGUUGGGACAAUUAAAAGCUGAUAAGGCUCAGCUACUGAGGGAUAAAGAAAUCCUCGUUGCAGCCCAAACUGCCUCAGAUGCACGGUACCAAUCUGCAGCCAAACUUACCAAGAGUAUGCAGGAAAGUGUCAAUUUAGUGACCAAAGACAGGGACAUUUGGCAAAAUAAAUACAAUAAUGCUACCAGAUUACGGGAUCAGCUCCAGAUGAAUUACAACAGCUUAAUUCAGAAGGUAGAACAUCUACAAGAACAAUACAAUCACUCAACAAGUGAGAAAGAUAAAAUAACAGGUAGUCACCAGAACCUAACAAUUGAGCUGCAAACUCUACAGACCACAUAUUCAAUUAUCAAAACAGCACAAAAUGAGCUGCAGGCUUCUUAUGAAUCUGUUGUUCAGGAAAAGCAACAGCUUCAAACUAGAAUUGCAAACAUCACUGAAGAAAGAGACCUGCUGAAAAUCAAAGCACAAAAUCUGACUGCUGAGAGGAACCAAUUACAAGAAACUGUUAACCAGCUGAACUCAACAAUUCAAGAGAAGAAGUGCCCGGCAGGAUGGAGGAAGUUCAAAUACAGCUGCUACUUCACAUCUUCAGUGAAGAAUACCUGGCAACAGAGCAGGGAAUUCUGCCAGAACAACACAGGGGACCUGGCAGUCAUCAAAAGCGAAGAGGAAAUGGCCUUCAUCAACUCUUUGUACAGCAGUGAUCAAGAAGCCUGGAUUGGAUUGACUGAUGGGGGAAUAGAGGGGCAAUGGAAAUGGGUGGAUGGGACACCACUCACCCAAUCGUUUUGGGCUAAAGGUCAACCCAACAGCCAUCAGGGAAGAAAUCAGGACUGUGUUGAAUUUUGGCAUCGUGCAAAGGGGAACGGCGACUGGAAUGACGAGAGCUGCAGUGUCAAACAAAACUGGAUCUGUGAGAUAUAGGAUACCAUCUGGAUCAGCUCAGUCUGCGUUCUCUGAAGAUCACUGCUUAAUAUAGCACAAAAUUGUAUUGGUUGUUGAAUAUUUGCAUUGCAUUAAUUACAAACAACAUUUAGUAGCUGCAAUUUUUUGCUUUUAUGAAAUAAACAGACAAUGAUGAUGACUAAACCACAGUCCUUAGCCAGGAAACGUUUUUAGAGCAUUUGUUUACUGAACCACUACGGCAAGUUAAUCAGCAUUUUAAUCAAUACAUAUGAUUGAUUAUUAUAUGUAUAUACCAUUAUAAGCAUUACAAUUAUACAAUCUAAAUACAUACAACUUUGUUUUAAUCUUAAAUUCUUGAUUUUUUUUAGUUUGCUUUUUUAAAGUAGAUUCUUGCCUAUUUUUCUUCUCCACGAGCACAAAUGUAACAUUUAGUUAGGAGAAGGCAGCACAGGCUAAAACCAUCAAACAUUGUUGGUUUUGAAAGUUCAUAUUUUCUGAUCAGUUUUUUUUUUAACACAAAAUAAACUGCUUUGUUUGUU